Physeter macrocephalus (sperm whale) is the source of this 317-nucleotide messenger RNA. RefSeq names its product integrin alpha-2-like. Lineage: Eukaryota; Metazoa; Chordata; Mammalia; Artiodactyla; Physeteridae. The record is from RefSeq and is a predicted model, not a curated record. The annotation marks the transcript as partial. The transcript is spliced from 2 exons.
AGAUUCUGCUUAUUCAGCAGCUGCUGGUGGACGACCAGGUGCUACCAAAGUCAUGGUGGUUGUAACUGAUGGUGAAUCCCAUGAUGGUUCAAUGUUGAAAGCCGUAAUUGAUCAAUGUAACAAUGACAAUAUACUGAGGUUUGGCAUAGCAGUUCUUGGGUACUUAAACAGAAAUGCCCUUGAUACUAAAAAUUUAAUAAAAGAAAUUAAAGCAAUUGCCAGUAUUCCAACAGAAAGAUACUUUUUCAAUGUUUCUGAUGAAGCAGCUCUACUAGAAAAGGCUGGGACAUUAGGAGAACAAAUUUUCAGCAUUGAAG